UUGCAACGACUCUGCUACAUAAAUUAAUCUGCGUGUGAUUUGUACACAUUGCAGCGAUCCACGCCACUCUGCCCUAAUAAUAGUGCUGGCUUGCAAAACACGGAAUCUUCGAAGCAUUACGCCUCUCCUCCAAACGGGUGUAGAAUGUUUCAUGGAGCUGAUGGCGGCCGCAUAUUCUACCAUGGUGUUAUUUUGGUCUCACGUCCCCACUUUUCUCGGCCCCCGCUGCCGUUCUGUGACCACUGCGCCCCUUUGACCGGUAGCCUACAGGCAAUUUCGGCCCCCUACAUAGAAGAACUGACCACUCAUACGCUCGUUAUGUAGAUCUCUCAGCGCUUCGCGUAAGUAAUGCUGGUGUAUUCUGACAGGCGUUUUUGGGCCUACACGAACUCUGAAACUAGAUUCGGGGCUGCUGCCUUGGAAGCCUGAUCGCAUAUCGGCAUGGAAGCCAAUCCACUGCCUAACAUGGGUCACAAUUUAAUGUCCGCUGGAGGAUUUGAUUUUCGUUAAAUAGCUGCCCUUUUCUGUCUUUCAUACUAUCCCUCAAUCGCAAAAUCCAGUCCGUCGGCGCGAAAAUUGUGAACACCUUCACUUUACCUUCCUAUCUACUCGCAUCGGUUCUUGUUGCGAUCGCUGAAUACAGUUUCGAGCUCUACCGCCAUCAACUCAUAUCGUUGGCCCUAUUUCUGAACCGCGAGCCUUCCACGAUACCCUAGCACUUGAAUCCACAACGUAUUCGACAAAAUGAUGGGCUCAAUUGCGGUAUUUGCUAUUCGGGGUGUUCAGUUCCUGGUGGCAGUUAUCAUUCUCGGCCUCUCAGUCAACCUAGUCGUAGAACACAAAUGGGGAUCUCUACCAGCUACUCUGGGAUUCACAGUGUUCGUGAGCGGCAUCUCAUUAGUCGCCGUACUGGCAGGGUUUGCCUCGAUCUGGGUGGAGAAACUGCAAGGAAAAAUCGGCAUGAUCAUUGACGGCGUGGUGGCACUCAUCAAUGUCGCUGGUGGAGCACUCAUUCUCAUCAAGCUUAAGGAUAUCGACUGUAAAGAUGAGAGUGACACAUACCGUUACAACGUUCUCCAAGAAAACGACUUGCUCAACGGCGGCUGCAUAAAAGUAGGGAAGGAUAUAGCAUGCUUGAAUAUGGUAGAAGAAUCGCGACGUUCGCGUCUGAAUGGCCGUUGUAAGCAGAGUCAGGCUGACGCCGCUUUCAUGUUCAUCUUGGUCGCCGCGCUUGUUGGUUCUGCUACCUUGGCUUUCCUCCGAUUGAAGAGGGGACAUUAG
This is a messenger RNA of Periconia digitata, 1281 nucleotides long. Lineage: Eukaryota; Fungi; Ascomycota; Dothideomycetes; Pleosporales; Periconiaceae. The record is from the annotation of a GenBank genome assembly.